Molecule: messenger RNA, 3228 nt
Organism: Protobothrops mucrosquamatus (brown spotted pit viper)
Lineage: Eukaryota; Metazoa; Chordata; Lepidosauria; Squamata; Viperidae
Gene: VCL
Product: vinculin
Exons: 21
Coding region: 1-3216 (1071 amino acids)
Biological process (GO): cell adhesion
Cellular component (GO): actin cytoskeleton
Molecular function (GO): actin filament binding; structural molecule activity
Source: RefSeq, a predicted model, not a curated record
AUGCCGGUCUUCCACACGCGCACGAUCGAGAGCAUCCUGGAGCCGGUGGCCCAGCAGAUCUCCCACCUGGUCAUCAUGCACGAGGAGGGCGAGGUGGACGGCAAGGCCAUCCCGGACCUCACCGCCCCGGUGGCCGCCGUGCAAGCCGCCGUCAGCAACCUGGUCCGGGUGGGAAAAGAAACCGUUCAGACAACCGAAGACCAGAUUUUGAAGAGAGAUAUGCCGCCAGCAUUCAUCAAGGUUUUCGAAAAGGCUGUAUCCUGCCUCUCUCUGGGAAUGACAAAGAUGGCCAAGAUGAUUGACGAACGACAGCAAGAACUGACUCACCAGGAGCACCGGGUCAUGCUGGUCAACUCCAUGAACACCGUGAAGGAUCUCCUCCCAGUUCUCAUUUCAGCAAUGAAGAUUUUUGUAACAACUAAGAACUUUCAGAGCCAGGGAAUUGAGGAAGCCUUGAAAAACCGCAAAUUUACAGUGGAGAAGAUGAGUACAGAAAUAAAUGAAAUAAUCCGGGUAUUGCAGCUGACUUCCUGGGAUGAAGAUGCUUGGGCCAGCAAGGACACGGAAGCCAUGAAGAGGGCGCUGGCUCUAAUCGAUUCCAAGAUGAAGCAGGCCAAGGGCUGGCUCAGGGACCCCACUGCUCCAGCAGGGGACGCUGGCGAACAAGCCAUAAGACAAAUCCUGGAUGAAGCAGGAAAUGUUGGAGAAUUGUGCGCAGGUAAAGAACGCCGGGAGAUUCUAGGCACCUGCAAAAUGUUGGGCCAGCUGACGGAUCAACUAGCUGAUCUUCGGGCCAGGGGGCAGGGGACCACCCCUCUCGCAAUGCAGAAAGCUCAGCAGAUCGCUCAAGGGCUGGACUUGCUGACAGCCAAAGUGGAAAACGCGGCUCGCAAGCUGGAGGCCAUGACCAACUCCAAGCAGGCCAUUGCCAAGAAGAUUGACGCUGCCCAGAGCUGGCUGGCAGAUCCUAACGGGGGCAGCGAAGGAGAAGAACACAUCCGAGGAAUUAUGACUGAAGCCAGGAAAAUUGCAGAGCUCUGCGAAGACCCCAAAGAGAGAGAUGACAUUUUGCGGUCCUUGGGAGAAAUCUCUGCUUUGACAGCUAAAUUGUCCGACCUUCGAAAACAUGGGAAAGGCGAUUCGCCAGAAGCCCGGGCAUUAGCCAAGCAAAUAGCGACAUCGCUUCAGAAUUUGCAGUCCAAAACCAACAAGGCUGUUGCAAACAGCAGGCCCGUCAAGCCAGCUGUUCAUCUGGAAGGCAAGAUUGAGCAAGCUCAAAGAUGGAUAGACAACCCUACGGUUGAUGAUCGGGGUGUAGGCCAGGCUUCCCUCCGGGGACUGGUGGCCGAAGGGCGCCGCCUUGCCAACGUCAUGAUGGGGCCCUACCGCCAGGACUUGCUUGCCAAGUGUGACCGGGUGGAGCAGCUGGCUGCCCAGUUAGCUGAUUUGGCCGCAAGAGGAGAAGGCGACUCCCCACAGGCCAGAGUCGUGGCUCUUCAGCUGCAGGAGGCGCUGAAGGAUCUUAAAUCAAGGAUGCAAGAAGCUAUGACCCAGGAAGUGUCGGAAGUGUUUAGCGAUACCACAACCCCAAUCAAGCUGUUGGCAGUAGCAGCCACUGCUCCUCCAGAUGCGUCCAACAGGGAGGAGGUCUUUGAGGAAAGGGCAGCCAACUUUGAGAAUCACGCGGCGAGGCUGGGGGCCACGGCGGAGAAAGCGGCGGCUGUUGGGACAGCCAACAAAAGUACCGUGGAGGGCAUCCAGGCGACCGUGAAGUCAGCAAGGGAACUGACGCCUCAGGUAGUGUCUGCCGCUCGCAUCCUGUUGAGGAAUCCUGGCAAUCAGGCUGCUUAUGAACAUUUUGAGACCAUGAAGAACCAAUGGAUCGAUAAUGUGGAAAAAAUGACAGGCUUAGUGGAUGAAGCCAUCGACACCAAAUCCCUGCUGGACGCCUCUGAGGAAGCCAUUAAGAAAGACCUGGACAAAUGCAAGGUGGCCAUGGCCAACGUUCAGCCACAGAUGCUGGUAGCUGGGGCCACCAGCAUUGCCCGGCGAGCGAACCGUAUCCUGCUGGUGGCAAAGAAAGAGGUGGAAAACUCAGAAGAUCCUAAAUUCCGUGAAGCUAUUAAAGCUGCCUCGGAUGACUUGAGCAAGACCAUUUCGCCAAUGGUGAUGGAUGCAAAAGCCGUGGCAGGCAACAUUUCUGACCCGGGUUUGCAGAAGAACUUUCUUGAUUCUGGAUACAGGAUUCUAGGAGCGGUGGCCAGAGUCCGAGAUGCUUUCCAGCCCCAGGAGCCCGAUUUCCCGCCUCCUCCUCCUCCUGACCUCGAGCAGCUCCACCUCACCGAUGAACUUGCUCCCCCAAAGCCCCCUCUGCCCGAAGGGGAGGUUCCUCCUCCUCGCCCCCCACCCCCUGAAGAGAAGGACGAAGAGUUCCCGGAGCAGAAGGCCGGCGAGGUGCUUAACCAGCCCAUGAUGAUGGCCGCCAGGCAGCUCCACGAUGAAGCCAGGAAAUGGUCCAGCAAGCCUGAAGUGGCUGGUGGGGGGAAGGAAGCCCCCACCGAGGUUGGCCUAGGCGUAGCUCGGGAGGAGGCGGAGGAGGAGGAGGAGGAGGAAGCAGGAGUUGAAUUCACCCUCCCCUCCGACAUGGAAGAUGAUUACGAGCCUGAGCUGCUGCUCAUGCCGACCAACCAGCCUGUUAACCAGCCCAUUCUGGCCGCUGCUCAGUCUCUGCACCGGGAAGCUACCAAGUGGUCCAGUAAGGGGAACGACAUCAUUGCGGCGGCCAAGCGCAUGGCCUUGCUGAUGGCCGAGAUGUCCCGCCUGGUGAGGGGCGCCAGCGGGAACAAGCGAGCGCUCAUCCAGUGUGCGAAAGAUAUCGCGAAAGCUUCCGACGAAGUGACCCGUCUGGCUAAAGAGGUGGCCAAACAGUGCACGGACAAGAGGAUCCGAACAAACCUUUUGCAGGUUUGUGAACGAAUCCCAACCAUCAGCACUCAGCUGAAAAUCCUGUCCACUGUCAAAGCGACCAUGUUGGGCCGGACCAGCAUCAGCGACGAGGAGUCCGAACAGGCCACAGAGAUGUUGGUCCACAACGCCCAGAACCUCAUGCAGUCCGUCAAGGAAACCGUCCGGGAGGCCGAAGCCGCAUCCAUUAAGAUCCGGACAGACGCUGGAUUCACUUUGCGCUGGGUCAGGAAGACCCCGUGGUACCAGUAGGGAGCAUUGCUC